Messenger RNA from Leptosia nina, 1062 nucleotides. The record is from the annotation of a GenBank genome assembly. Lineage: Eukaryota; Metazoa; Arthropoda; Insecta; Lepidoptera; Pieridae.
AUGUUUGUCCGCGUCGUGGCCAUCCUCGCCACCGCGGCUCUGGCCCUCUCGGCUGCGCCCCCCGACCCUUGCUAUGAAGACGGCCGCCCGAGACGCUGCAUCCCCGACUUCGUUAACGCCGCAUUCGGAAACCCGGUAUUGGCUUCGUCAACCUGUGGAAAACGAGGACCUGAACGCCUCUGCGAUCCACCCGGAGACCAGAAUCCGGAAAACGCCUGCCGAGUUUGUGAUGCUGCACGAUCAGAUAGGCGACAUCCUCCCACGCACUUAACCGAUUUAAAUAAUCCACACGACGUUACUUGCUGGCGGUCAGGCGCUUUACCACCGGCCUCUUACGAUUCUCCACCGGACAACGUCUCCUUAACGCUCUCCCUGGGCAAAAAAUACGAGCUCACUUACGUCAGUCUCCAGUUUUGUCCAAAGGCUGCUAGACCUGAUUCCGUAGCGAUUUACAAGAGCGCCGAUUACGGUAUUACGUGGCAACCGUUCCAAUUCUACUCGAGCCAGUGUAGAAGAGUCUACGGCCGUCCAAAUAAAGCGACAGUUACAUCUGCAAAUGAGCAAGAAGCUAGAUGUUCCGAUUCACAUAGAUUAGGGGAGAAUUCUGGAGGAUCUAGAUUGGCAUUUAGCACUUUGGAAGGUCGACCUAGCGCUGCGAAUUUCGACAUUUCACCUGUGCUACAGGAUUGGGUGACAGCCACUGACGUCCGGGUGGUAUUCAAUAGAUUGCACAUGGUGAAUGAGGGUGAUGAGGUGGACAAUAAGAAGCAGGCGGCGUCGGGGACCCAGCAUUACGCGGUCUCCGAUUUCGCGGUCGGUGGUCGGUGCAAAUGUAACGGGCACGCGUCUCGGUGUAUUCCGACAAAGGGGGAGGAUGGACAGACAAUGCAGCUGGCUUGCGAUUGUAAGCACAACACGGCGGGAAGGGACUGCGAGCGCUGUAAGCCAUUUCAUUUCGAUCGGCCCUGGGGACGCGCUACAGCACGAGACGCCAACGAAUGCAAAGGUUUGUUUAUUCCGAACGAAAACAUUUGCGGCCAUAUUUGUUUCUGUUUGUCCUAG